AUGCUGGCCAUGGCCCCGCCCUCCUCAGCCCAGGAGAUGAUCUCCGGCUCACCCCCCGCCAGCAGCUACUACGUGAGCCUGGGCCUCUUCGUGAUCACCAUCCCCGGGCUGUGGUCCCUCAUAAAGAGGGCCCCCCGCGCCACAGUGAAGCGAAAGGUGUUUCAGGUGGACGGCCCGGCGGUAGAGGGUGCCAUGGCCCCAGGGGCGCGGGCCCGCCAGAUCCUGGAGUACUUCAUGCGCUACAACUACGAGGUCAAGGACAUGGGCGAGGUCAUCACCUUUGAGGGCAAUUACCGUGCCAGUGCAGGCCAGGCUGCGUCGCUGGUGGCCUACACAUCCAUUGGCCUGGCCAGCACCUCCCUGGUGCUCUCCAUCGCCGCGCCCUGGGGAGGCAGCUGGUGGUAUGCGCUGGUCCUGGCCAGCCCGGCGGCGGGAUGGUACUACUGGAAGAACGCUUUCAGGACGGAGCAGAUGCGGGUGAAGAUGGUGACGGCCGAUGACCAGUCCACCACCGACAUCGUGGUGGAGGGGGACCAGGAGGAGAUCGAGCGCUUUUACAAGGAACUGGGCCUGACGGAGAAGGGCAAGAUCUAUGUCAAGGGCGUGCUGGAGUGA
Auxenochlorella protothecoides is the source of this 615-nucleotide messenger RNA. RefSeq lists its product as hypothetical. NCBI's taxonomy places the organism in Eukaryota, Viridiplantae, Chlorophyta, Trebouxiophyceae, Chlorellales, Chlorellaceae. The transcript has 3 exons. The coding region runs from base 1 to 615 and encodes 204 amino acids. The record is from RefSeq and is a predicted model, not a curated record.